AUGGCUUCCGCCAUCGCUAACCUUCCAGCAGAAGUCAUUGAAGCCGUGCUUAUCGUUGCCGCAGCCUCCGGGAACCCGGAUUCCAUAGCAGCACUUUCCCAGACCAGCAAGUCAUUCUACGAGCUAAUCCACUGCUGUCCAGACCAACACCUCUGGCGGGAGAUCUUCCUUACUACUUUCGAUGAUCCCAGACCAGCUCUGAAACAUCUGAGCACCAUAUCAGGUGGUCACCAUGACUUGCAGAUCAAUUGGACUCAAGAAUACAUUGAGCGUAUCAGUGCAGCUAGGUAUAUCAGACGUGCGGUCCAAACGACUGCCCCAGUAAGUUCGCAGUUGGAGAUUCUCGACAUCUCAGCGUCAUUAUCCGUGGUGAAAGCACUACUCUCAGUUAUCACCACCUCCUUGCCCUUCCCGUCAUGCCCACCUAUAUCUCACACCAUCCUGACUAACUUUCCCGAGCCCAAAUCCCAUUUCACACCCACGAUCAACUCUCCCCCACCCCUGCUUAUCUUGCUUAAAGACAAUUACAGUGCCAUGCUCGGUAGCGUCAAUGUAACGUGGCUUCAAGAUUUGCUAGAAAUCGGAUUCCCCCCUGAACUCACACGCACGCUGAUGGCAAAGCUGUCCUUCAAUGUCCAGGGUCGUGCACCGUACCAGCCCACUCUAACAUCCGCGUCACACUGGGAUGGAUCAGAAGUCAGUCAGCUAUUCCACAAACUCAUCUGCUGUACCGGCUUUAGACCCAUUGCCGCAUCAACACCUGAGCCCAUUCCCAUACUACACCCACGAUCCUCGUUAUACAUUCCUGAAGAGCAGUUCGCUGAUGCCCGCACCCUCGCACGUAGGCGUGUUUACGACAUGCGCUACCUCGGACCUGCACGCAUGUGGGGUCCCUUCCUACCCGUGCGACGCAGCACUACUGAUUCCCCCGAAUCAAACCAACUUGAAAUUUUGGAUGAGGAUGGGGAUGAGAACGAAGACGAUGACGAUGUUGAAGACGAGGACGACGACUUUGGUCUGAUGCACUUUGGGUUGAUGAACGGGCCUCGCAUCCCUGAUAUGAAUCCUCCAAUAGAGCCGUAUGAGCUUGUACCGGACUAUGUGUGGCUUGCGUCUGCGCGUAUCGUCGUGGAGGCGAACUUAGGGGAGAUGCCGACUGCAUUUUCGACGGGAAUUUUGCCAUAUAUGCGCAAAAUGUAUACGACAUGCAUAGGUGGGUCACCUGGGUAUUGGGAUGCAUGGGUAAAUCGGCCUAGGGAGGCACACAGAUUCGAGAACAGCGGGAAAAGCAAGCAGGGCGAAGUUGAAGGAUGGGAUUGGGCAGGUAUCAGUGGUAUUUGGAAGCGGUGUAUUUGCUGGCUUGAUUACCGAGAGCUAUUGGGUAACGUACCAUCUAAUUCGCAGCUGCUACAGCUCGCACCCGAAAGGUUCCUCGAAGACCACGUCCGUGAAGCUUGUCGAAUCAUUCCCAUUAAGAUUCGCAUAACUGGCUACUCGGAAUACCCCAUCCCACCAGGCAGCACCACCCGCCCCCUGCCAACCAUCCACUUCGAGGGUGAAUCUUUAGGGUCUGACCGCAGUCUUAACGACUUACGCAAAGUCACUGGUACGGUGAGCAUGAUCGGAGAUGGCGCUAUCCGAUGGUCAAUGGUAUCCACUGCAGCUGGGACAAAUGAGCCGGAAUGGUCGUCAGAGGCGGUUCAAAUUGGAGGGCCGGGUGCGGCGGUUGGGUUUUUGGGGAUGUGGACGGGUGCGAUGCAUGAGAGGCCGGACCCACUUGGUCCAUUUUGGGCUUGGAAGGUCGCAUGA
Molecule: messenger RNA, 1809 nt
Organism: Suillus bovinus
Lineage: Eukaryota; Fungi; Basidiomycota; Agaricomycetes; Boletales; Suillaceae
Exons: 5
Coding region: 1-1809 (602 amino acids)
Molecular function (GO): protein binding
Source: RefSeq, a predicted model, not a curated record